GCGAUGGCCCUCUAAAUCUAUAUCCCUCUCAACCAACAGGUUUCCCAAACAACAGAUGGCCUUGACGCUGACUUGUGGAAAGACGGCCUGUUCAAAUCCAAGGUGACGCGCUACCUCUGUUUCACCAGGGUGUUCUCUAAAGAAAACGUAAGUGAUCAAAAUCAGUGUACCCGAAUGAUCCCACACUGCCACUCUAAUACCCACUGUGAUGAAAGUAUGGCUCGGAAACCAAGGUUUAUCUACUGCUGUAGGGAGGAGGAACCUGUUUCUCAACACAACAAUACAAUAAGCCUCUCUAGUCAGAAACUCAAACAGCAUGCAUGACUCACUCUCUGUGAUGGGAAAGAGACCGAAAUAUCUCAUUUGAAGCACCAGCUUGUUUUCUCUGCAGCUUUUUUGUUGCAUAUUUUAUGUUACCUGACAGAAACAUAUUUUGCAAUGAGUCACCAGUUUCUUCGCUUAGGUUAAUAAGCCAAAACAAAUUAAGGAUUCGAUUUAUAUAGCACUUUACCAGGUGCUAUAAUAUAUGCCAAGCAGCUUUUAUCCAAAGCGACGUACAUUUUGUAAAAAAAAAUUAGUCAUUUAGCAGACGCUCUUAUCCAGAGCGACUUACAGUUAGUGAGUGCAUACAUUUUUCAUACUGGCCACCCGUGGGAACCAUGCGUGCAUACAUUUUACGUAUGGGUGGCCCCGGGUAUCGAACCCACAACCCCGGCAUUGCGAGCGCCACGCUCUACCAACUGAUCCAUACAGGACCACUAUGGUUUGGAAACUUGCCUAAUAGUAAUUAGGUAAUAACAAAAUAAUAAUACAAAUAAAUAAAUAUCAGGGCCUCCUGAGUGGCUCAGCGGUCUAAGGCACUGCAUCGCAGAGCUUGAGGCGUCACUACAGACCCGGGUUCGUUCCCAGGCUGUGUCACAACCGGCCGUGACCGGGAUUCCCAUAGGGCACCGAACAAUUGGCACAGCGUCGUCCGGGUUAGGGGAAGGUUUGGCCGGGGGGGGCUUUACUUGGCUCAUCGCGCUCUAGCGACUCCUUGUGGCUGGCCGGGCACCUGCAGGCUGCCUUCGGUCGUCAGUUGAACGGUGUUUACUCCGACACAUUGGUGCGACUGGCUUCCCGGUUAAGCUGGUGGGUGUUAAGGAGCGCGGUUUUGGCGGGUCAUGUUUCGGAAGACGCAUGACUCGACCUUUGCCUCUCUCGAGCCUGUUGGGGACUUGCAGCGAUGAGACAAGAUUGCAAUUGGAUAUCACGAAAUUGUGGAGAAAAAGGGGGUAAAAAAUGAAUGAAUAAAUAUAUAUCAGAAUCAACUAGUCUUGAAUACAGUUUGUCUUCUUAAAAUUGUAUAGCCAACGUAUAUCCACUGUCAGAGAGUAGAAUAACACACUACAUACAGUUUGGGUAAUAGGCCAACUAACUUCACCUCAGGUGGACUAACAAAGGCGAUAGCUACAUCAGUGAAAAUCUACCCGGGUGGAUCCUGGAACUGCGACACCGAUGACCUUAUUUAGGCCUAGACCCUGUCGGUAGAGAAAGUUUUGACCAUGAGCCUCUUUUGCACAGCUCCAUGGAGAACAUUGGACAGAGGUCCUUAGGCGUAGGAGUGUUCUCUGACAAGCGUUCUCACAAAGGCUUUCCCAAACAAACAUCUCCGAGUUAUAAAAUAUUUUCUCCGUAGCCCCAGGAAUGUUAUUCUGAAAUGAUUCCAGUGCUCCAUUUUGAUAUUUUCCCUUGCUCUGGAUGUUUAAACAACUCCCCUGUUGUUUUGCACAGGCUCUAUAGCGCCGUUACCAAAUCAGGAAUUCUCUUCUCAUACUGAUGUUAUUUGUUGUAGGAUAAUCGUUUUGAGAUGGUGGCUGCUUUGUGAGAUCUGUUUAAGUAAGUCUAGUUUGAACAAUUGCUAUACGAACUUGGCCUGUAGAGUUUCUGUGAAAAUAAUAGGUCUGUAACAUACGACUCGGUCUGAUAACUUGACAAGCUGAGAUGGGGCCAGUUGAUACACAUCCUGGCCAAGGUAGAAACCAAUGCACUGAUGAUAUUCAUCCUUGACAGAAACACAAUUGAAGUCCGAAACAAAUAGCCACGUAGCAAACAUUUACUCCCGCCCCCCCAACCCCCCUCCCAUGUCUGUCCAUCAAGCUCAGACUAACUUGGGUUUAGUUUCCUUCCAUUUUGAGGUGUGAUCGGAUGUGACCGUUCCAUCAACGGAAGCUAUUUUGUCUGCCAAUCAAUACGGCCCGCAGCGUAAUUAUCUGUGACAAAAACAGAUACUGUGAAAUUAGUCCGCAAAGUGUGCGACAGAACCACAGGAGUUAGUGAUUUAUCACCCUCCGUGGAGGUAGGGACACAUCCUCUCUGUCAGGGAAGAACUCCCUUUUUUCCACUGCUAACACUUUUUGCACAUGCACAAACAUUCUGCCGAGUUCCGCCAUUGUCAAGGCUUUGGAAUGAACUGUUGACUGAUCAUUAGCUAACGUGGAUGUGGUUUGUCCCUCUGGUUCUCUCUCUCGCUCUCUCUCUCGCUCUCUCGCUCUUGCUUUCUCUGUCUCUUGCUUUCUCUGUCUCUGUCUGCAGAGUCAUUUAGGAAAUGUGCUGGUGGACAUGAAGCUCAUCGACAUCAAGGACACUCUGCCCGUAGGUUUUAUUCCCAUCCAGGAGACUGUGGACACACGUAAGCACUGACCUUCUCCUCUCAUAUCCUAAUUCUCUCCUUCUUUCCCCCCGGGUCUAUUUUAAACCUCUCUGAUUAACCAUAAAGGUCAGAGUUCGUUAAGCUUAGUUAGUGCUACAUGACAGAAUGUGAUUUUUAAAAAAGUUUUAUUUGCCUGCAAAUGUGAAAGGCAUAUCAGAUGUUUUUAUGAGUCAGGCUUUGUGGACUCUGGGAGAUAGGAUGCUGGUCACCCUCACACGGUUAGUUUAUCAUUUAUAGACCGUAACAUGAUCAGAGGCCUUUUACAGUGCACUGACUCUCUUUGUCUCUCUCUUUCCCUUUUGUCUCUCUCUCUCUCUCUCUCUCUCUCUCUCUCUCUCUCUCUCUCUCUCUCUCUCUCUCUCUCUCUCUCUCUCUCUCUCUCUCUCUCUCUCUCUCUCUCUCUCUCUCUCUCUCUCUCUCUCUCUCUCUCUGUCUCUCUUUGUCUCGAUCUCCCUCUCUCUCUUUCCCCUUUUCUCUGUAUUGUCCCUUCUCUCUGUCUGUCACCCUCCUGCUUCCUCUUUAUCUGUCUAUCUGUCUCUUUUUUGUCUGUCUGUCUGUCUGUCUGCUGGCCACACACAGAGGAGCAGGCCUUCCGGAAGAGGAGGCUGUGUAUCAAGUUCAUCCCACGGGACUCCACAGAGGCAGCCAUCUGUGACAUCAGAAUCCUGGGCAGGUCCAAGCAGGCCCCACCGCAGUACACCUUCAUAGGGUUAGCAGCUGUGAUGUUAUUAACAUGCCCUGCCUUCAGCUAUCAUAGAGCCAGAUGAUGUAGAGUUAGGGUUUUUCCUGAAUAAGCCAGCCACCAGGUAAAUGGGUUUAGUUUACUUGUAAAAUGGGAGGGAAAUUGGGUUUUCACACAAUUUUGAGUUCCCUCAACGGGUUAUGAAUUGAGGUGAACAGGCACCAUUUUGAGUGGUCAGAAUGUUGUACUACUAGUCAGCCUAUGUUUUCCAGGUGGUGUUGGCUGUAUGCAGGAAAUGGAUGAUGAUGCUAAAAGAGGCUGUGGUUGUUUUCCAGAGAGCUCAACAACAUGGGGAUCUGGUAUCGCAUGGGGAAGGUCCCGCGUGCCCAGGAAUCUUCGCCGACCCCAGCCACCAAUAACAUCCAGAACAUCAACUCGACGGCUAACACCACCCCAACCCCAGCAGCCCCCCUGCCCAAGUAUGCUACAUUUACCAUAUUAUCUUAUUCAAGACCUCUUGUGUGUCUGUGCCUGUGUGUGUGUUCCACUUCCCCAUAAUGCAGAGUUGGUUCUAUUUCAAGUCUGCAGCCAAGUAAGUUAUAGAACAGGGACGUUGUGUUGAAACUGCAUUUACUCAAGAGAAUGGAAAUAUGAACUGUCUAUAGCCUGCAACUAAAGAGGAAAGAAAAGGGAACUGUGGCUAUAUACUUCUGCAAGAGAAGGAGAUUAACUCUCAUCUGCAGCUGGAAUAGUGAGCUUUCCUCACAUCCGAGGUGUACACAGAAGAUAUUGUCCGGACUGCCAUCAGGACUUGUCUCUGUGGUUUUCUCUAACAAUGGUUAACCACUAGAGUUUAGCUCCUCUCUGAGGGUGGUUUAGUGUCGACGUCAAACCCUCAAAGAGAAAAAGGGCCAACGUUGUUAGCAGUGCUGAAAUGUCUGAACAAGGUCCUAAUGGUUUAGAUGGAAGCUGUUAUUGUAACAAAGCUCUGACAUUUUAAUGAAAACAAUGUAUACUUGUAAUCCUAAAACACUUUUUUUGUUAUGCCUUCCACUAAAGUUAAUCAUGAAAAUGGCCCUUAAUAGUUUACUACAAGUUUUUGCUUGUUGACAACGAUGGCUUUGCACUUUGUUGUCGUGUGUUUUGUGAGUACCGUAUUAUUAUACCAAUAAAGUUUUACUAUCAAUUUGAUAUCAACACCAUAGUUUGGCAGUGAGAUUUAAACACUGUAACAAAAAUGUAUGCACGCAUGACUGUAAGUCGCUUUGGAUAAAAGCGUCUGCUAAAUGGCAUAUUAUUAUUAUUAUUAUUAUUAUUAUUAUUAUUAUUAUUAUAAUACUAGGUGAUGCUAUAUAAAGGGACGUUCUGCUAAAUCCCCCUCAGGAAAAGCAUUACGCCAUGAUCCCACGGUCAGUGCUAUCCGGGACCCUUGGACGACCCUAACCUUAACCAUAACUCUUAUGUAACCUUAACCACAGGAGCGCAUGGGGACCAUUGGGAUUCCUCUCACACUGUUGCUCUCAGACAAUGUUCCACUGGACUAACAACGCUACCCAAGCCAGGCUAGUGUGUAACUCCACUGGACUGGCAACUUGUUUACUGUUCUAAUUAUGUUGGUAACCAGUUUAUAAUACCAAUAAGGUACCUCAGGGGUUUGUGUAUGUGGCCAAUAUACCACGGCUAAGGGCUGUAUCCAGGUACUCCGUGUUGCAUAAGAACAGCCCUUAGCCAUGAUGUAUUGGUGAAAUACCACACCUCCUCUGGCGUUAUUUCUUAAGUAUACUUUCCCUGUGAAAGAGAAAUUAAAUGCAUUUUUGUGCAAUGUGUUUCGGCAAUUUGAAAGAGACAGGAAGCUGCUUCCUCUCCCAGAGGCAGUUCCCCUUUUCUUUCAGCCCUCUUCUCUCGUUCGUUCUGAACCAGUUCAAACUCCAAACAAAAGUAACAGUUUAUAUCAUUCCUUUCUAUUCCUUUUUAAACCUCUGAAAUCUUUUUUUUUUUUUUUUACAUUUAGCUCUACAUUAAAUUGCUUCACCAAUCAUGCAGUGUGGAUAGAGCAGCUUGCUAUGGAGCGGGCAAGCUAUAGCUCAGCAAGUUGUUUACGUACGUGAUGGAAAGACAAGUGUCAGGUGCUAGAUACAACUGAAAUGUUACAGGUGGGGGGAGAGCGAGAGAGGGUGGAGGAGCGUUGGGCAUCUUGUGAUGACAUGCAUUACACGAAUUACGCUCACAGAAUUAUACCUACGGGAAGUGCGGCUUCUAUGGAGGAACUUUGAAUGUCUUUUGAACUUCAGAGUUGGCUUAACGUUGGACCAGAGAAGCUAGCUAGUCAACAAGCUUGUGUGUGCAGAGCGUCACCAGAAUUUAAAAACACGUCUUACCUUUUUUUGUAGUUAGCUAUUAAAUCCAAUGUGAUCUAAAGUAUCCCUAACUAGCAUUGAAAAAGUUAAUCCAUUCUUCUUUAAUUAAAAUUCUCCCUCCCUAUCUUCUGAAUCACGCUUGUAACGUCAGUAGGCUACAGCUAUGUUUCGGAGCGGGAGUGGCAGGUAGCCUACUCGUGCACACACACUGGCAGAGAUUUUCAGCUGGCAGGCAGAUGACAGAAGGAGGGCUUUGCAUAGGCGCUUUGUUGCAUUUUUUUGUGGGACAAAAGAAAAAUCCCAGAAUGUAAAAGAACGUUAUUCACCGGUUCCCAUGCUUUUAAAAAUAACAUUUCUGUUAAGGAACAGUAUAGAUCACUUUCGUUCCUGGUUCUGAUUCUGUUCCUUGAGGAAUGUAUUUAUUUUCUGGGUUUCGGUUCUGUUCCCUAAACCGGUUCCAACCCCUGUUGCUCUCACUGUCCCCGCCCUCCACAGCUUUCUAUGAGACAUGGCACUUUUUAGCUAUUCAAUUUGUUUAUUUUGAUGAAUAUGCUUUCAUUUUGUAAGUGAAUUUCAUCACUUUUUCACAAGUCUUACUUUGUAUGGAUUGUCCAUGGUUUACAGCGUUCUCAUAUUGCCCUUUCAUACACAGAAAUCCCACUAAUUGACCUACUUAUUUUUACCUGCUUGUUGGUAUAUUAAAGACCUAGUCAUGAUUCCUGCAUUUUCACUGACCCUGUAACCAAAAUACAGGGAUCGAGUCUGUGUGAAUGGUUCUCUGCUUUUUUGAAAAGCAGGUCAAUUCAUCAAAGACUUCCAUUGUUCAACACCUCCCUCAUUUGAAAUAGAAACAGCCCCCAUUGUUUAAUAACAACCCCCACCCCUCCCAAUUUGCCAGUUACCCACUGAUAUGUAUAAAAGGGGUAAACCUGCAAGAAAGUGGUAUAUAAGGGGCUGUUUGAAACGGGGUCAUAUAAACAUUGCCAUAUAUAUAUAUAUAUAUAUAUAUAUAUAUAUAUAUAUAUAUAUAUAUAUAUAUAUAUAUAUAUAUAUAUAUAUAUAUAUAUAUACACUCAGCAAAAAAAGAAACGUCCUCUCACUGUCAACUGCGUUUAUUUUCAGCAAACUUAACAUGUGUAAAUAUUUGUAUGAACAUAACAAGAUUCAACAACUGAGACAUAAACUGAACAAGUUCCACAGACAUGUGACUAACAGAAAUUGAAUAAUGUGUCCCUGAACAAAGGGGGGAGGGGGGGGGGGUCAAAAUCAAAAGUAACAGUCAGUAUCUGGUGUGGCCACCAGCUGCAUGAAGUACUGCAGUCUAAAGCCUUGGAGCUUCUCUGAGCUGUGGCUGAUUUCUGAGUUUAAUAAAUGCAGUUUUUCAUUUGAGAAAAGUUUGUUGAGGAAAGUUUGACAGCAACAGAAGGACCAUGGGUGCCUGUAGUGUAGCAUCUUAGCCACCAGGGAAGUAGGCCGGUUCUCCUUGCAGUGCCUGUGAAGUGGCUCUGCAGCAGGGUUCUCGAACCCUGUUCCUGGGGAGCUACCGUAACGUCCAGGGCCCGGUUUCCAAAAGGCAUCUUAAGGCUAAGUUCAUCGUAAGAACCUUUUGCUGUUUACCAAAACCACCGUUACUAAAGUUGCACUUGAAAACACUUAUUUACCAACUGCCUCAGACCACUCGAACAACUAAGUGCGUCGUUAGAUGCGUUGUUUACCUACAUUUAAUUUUUUUUAAUUUUAGUCAUUUUAGCAGACGCUCUUAUCCAGAGCGACUUUCCCCGUGGGAAACGAACCCACAACCCUGGCGUUGCAAGCGCCACGCUCUACCAACUGAGCUACAGGGGACUGACACAGUGAUCGGUGGUCACUUUAUACACAGAAGAUCUCCGCUAAACAUAGAAUCAAUAUGUUUAUCUGGCUCUGUGACCACCGAUGAAGUUGACUACAAAUACAAAGUUGCCUUUUGCAAUUGUUACAAACAAGUGAAGGAGAAAAAAAGAUAAAUAGCCUACAGUAUAGACCUAUAUAUAAUUCAAUAAUAUUGAAAUCAAUUUCUUGUUCAUUCAAUUGAGUUGUAUUUUGCUAAUUGUAGGCUACUGUCUGUCAUUUUCCCCUCAAUAUAUGUGUAACAACUUGUGCGAUUUUAGUGCAUCAUUAUAGGGUACGGCAUUAGAAUAAACUGCCUCAAUAUUUGCAGCCGUAGGUGAUAAUCUCUUUCUAGGAGCUGAUCCAAUGUCAGUAUUGUGGAAUAAUUAUAAUGUCGAGGUAAGAUUUGAAUGGCAAAAUCUGAUCCGAGAGCAGUUCACUCAGUGUUUAGGGAAACACAUGUUACAUCUUCAGCCACUGUAGGAAAGAUGCAUCGUAAAAAACUCUUGUAAACCUAAAUUCUAUCGCUAUCGGGAAACCGGGCCCUGUAGGUUUUCGCUCCAACCCUAAUCUAGCACACCUGAUUCUAAUAAUUAACCGGUUGAUAAGCUGAAUCAGGUUAGUUACAACUGGGGUUGGAGCAAAAACCUACAGGAGGGUAGCUCUCCAGGAACAGGGUUGGAGUUAACCUACAGGAGGGUAUCUCUCCAGGAACAGGGUUGGAGUUAACCUACAGGAGGGUAGCUCUCCAGGAACAGGGUUGGAGCAAAAACCUACAGGAGGGUAGCUCUCCAGGAACAGGGUUGGAGACCCCUGCUCUACAGUAUUCAAAAGCUUAUCACUUGAAUCAAAAGCGGAUCUCCUGUUCUUGUUUCUGAUUGACUCUAGACGCAACUCCUGAGUACGUUGUCGUUCUGGCCGAGAGAGUAGACCUCACAAAAUCAGCUGAUUUACUGUAUUCAUUUCUGGAUGUUUGAUGGUUGUUUGGUCAAGUGCGGCCGAAGGCAGGCAUACGCAGAAAGAGCACCCAAACAAUAUCUGUCAAGUCAAUCUGUGUUUGAAAUAUCACACUGCCAUCGGAAUCCUAUCACAGACAUAAUUCCCCUCCACUUCCUCAGUCAACCUUUAGAGAUGAGAUGGAGAGGUGGUCUUCAUUAAAGCUGUCCGUGGCCUAGAUUGACGUCAACCUUUUUUUUUUUUUUUAUCCCCGCUGUCCUGUCUGAGAGGAGCGUGGCCACACGCUGAUGGAAUUGAUGAGGUUAUAAGGUCGACCCCGUCAUGGCAGAAUAAGCCCGAGAACCAGACGUCUGUUUUGUAAAUAGCACUGACUGUUGUGGGGCGUCGAGGAAGUCGCGCGUCUUCGUUUUGGUUUCAAUCGCUUCGAGCUGAUUUUUAUCUGUAAGAUCUCCGACAUCAAAGUAAUUUCAAUAUUCUUCUAGAUUUCAUAGUAAAAACAUUCAAUUUAGGACAGUUUAAAAAAAAGUUUAAACUAAAUUGAUGAAAGCUUUAUUGGAGAUUGAGAAGUUUCUUGUGGGCCAUUCCCCUGGCUAGAUUAAAAUAGGUUUUAUUUCCUGAUGUGGAAGAUUGUAGCUUGUACAAGAUAAUGAAGCAUGGUACAUGUAACAUUCUGUAUUUUUUUUAUGACACAUUGAUUACUAAACAUGGCUUUUUAUUCUGUUUGUCCCCCACAGACAUAUAUCCAUGACACUCCCCGCCAGCUUCAAAAGGCAAACCACUACCAGACCAGACUAUGAACACCAGAACUCCAGCCUGUACGCCAUAUCAGGUGAGCCACUGUCUACGUUUUUUUUUCCCCCAUGUCCCAAUAGCAAAAUCUUUGGGAAUAUGCAUAUAUUCAGUGUUUGUUUUUGUUUUUCCUUCUCAACCAAUGCAUAAUAUUCAGUGAAAUGUAGUGUUAUCCCUCAGUUUACUCUGAAGUCACUGUGGUAGCUGGCCUCAAGGAGACUAGGGGAUUUGGAUGUAGUGAGACGGAUAAGUUACGGAUGCAAAGAGAGACAUCAUCUGGUGAGCCAGAGAGAUGGACCCUCUGUUACUGGGGGGACUCAAUUUCUCCACACUCUAUGAACUAUGCAUUACCACUCCCAGUACAAUCUAAUAGGGGUUUACGUGUACUCUAUCAUUGGCACAGCACUCUUAUCAAAAAGAUAAAUAAACUAACGCUUGAGUUGACCCAACACUGACACAGGAAAUCUUCCUGGAGUUGAGAGAGAAAGAAACCCUUUAGGCAAAAAAAAAAAAGCGGGACAUUUAUGGUUUACCCAAAAGUGUUCUCCUUCUGUUCUCUCAACUCUGGGUGACCACUGCACAGUUGGGGAAAGGCGGCGAAAACCAACAUGACCGCCCCCAACUCGUCAACAACUGCAGUAGACAUCGGUUUGCUUCGACGGAUCGCUUUCAUUACUCCCACGUUGUUUGAACGGCUGCGAUGUCAGUCGGGAGAGAAGUCUAGUAACCAAUUAAAGACGAGACAAAACCGUCAGUCGGGUGCCGGUGACGGUCCCCUUUUGAUAUCCUUUUUGAAACAAAUAUCAGAUAUCAGCCAUUUUAAGGAGCUGCACCUGCCUUUUUUUAAUUUGCCCCUAAUAAUUGUAGCUCCGAGAACUCAGCCGAGCUUUCCAAUUAAAACCUACGCUGGCUCCUUGACGGCGGUCGCAAUAAUAACACCCCCGCAGCAUUAGAGAGGCUGAAACUGACAGGUGAGUCCCCCGGAUGAAUUAAACAUGAGGUGGGUGGCGGCGGUGAGAAGAGGAAAAGCCUCAGACAGAAGUUGGCUUUGGAGGGGAGGAGGAGAGGGUAUUCUAGGCUUGUAGCAUGCUCAAUGUAAUUUACAUAUUAAUCUCUUGCCGUUCAGCCUUAUCGAGCGCUCGGCCCACUCUUGGUGAAGUCUCCGAAGCUAAAAUAGCAGUGACAGGCGAGGGUGUGCUUCAUUUUCCCCAGGAUUUAUGACUUGUGUAAUUUAGGAUAUUUUAUUAAUACGCUCAGACGAUUGAUCCCCCCCGUCGCUCUGUGUGUGGAAUAAUCUUAAUGGUUCCAGAUGGCGCCUGGCUCACUGAUUAUGGAAAAUGACUUCUUCUCUUUCUCCUCUUUGAGUUAUAUAUAUUUUUUCUUCUCUUCCGUUUUUUUUUAUUGAGUUUCAUUCUAUCGACCCCCAAGUUUGAGUUCACUAUUACACAGUGAAAAGGAUCACCAUUUUGAUAGUUAAGGUUUUCAGUCAAAUCCAUCCAGAUAUUUGGGAGCAUAGAAUGGAGAAAUAGAAACAAAUUACAUACCAAAUGUAUACAUUUUAGCAGCACCGUGGGCUCUACGCUUCUUAUCCCAACACAUCCCCAACUCUUGGUCUCAAAUCCCCAACUCUUGGUCUCAAAUCCACAUAUCUUGGUCUCAAAUCCCCAACUCUUGGUCUCAAAUCCCCAACUCUUGGUCUCAAAUCCCCAACUCUUGGUCUCAAAUCCCCAACUCUUGGUCUCAAAUCCCCAACUCUUGGUCUCAAAUCCCCAACUCUUGGUCUCAAAUCCACAUAUCUUGGUCUCAAAUCCCCAACUCUUGGUCUCAAAUCCACAUAUCUUGGUCUCAAAUCCACAUAUCUUGGUCUCAAAUCCACCUCUUGGUUUUACACUUUAUUAGUCAAAGAGCACAAGUAGUCAACAAGCUACAUGACACAACCCAGAUGUACCACUACAGGUCACCUUCAGUUCAGUAGAUGUACCACUACAGGUCACCUUCAGUUCAGUAGAUGUACCACUACAGGUCACCUUCAGUUCAGUAGAUGUACCACUACAGGUCACCUUCAGUUCAGUAGAUGUACCACUACAGGUCACCUUCAGUUCAGUAGAUGUACCACUACAGGUCACCUUCAGUUCAGUAGAUGUACCACUACAGGUCACCUUCAGUUCAGUAGAUGUACCACUACAGGUCACGUUCAGUUCAGUAGAUGUACCACUACAGGUCACCUUCAGUUCAGUAUCUCCCAUAACCCCCUGUCUGGGGUUGCAAAAUUCAAGUAACUUUCCAAAAAUUCUGGUUUACCAGAAAUCCUGGUUGCGUUGGAGAAUUCCUGUAUUUCUUGCUUAUUCUCUCGUAAUUUCAGUAAUCUUCCAACCCGAAUUUCUGGAAAACCGUGGAAUUUUGGGAAAGUUAUCGGAAUUUUGAAACCCUACCCCUGUCGCAACACACGGCCUGAGGAGACAGUGACACACUGUCCAUCCACCCCAAACUAUGAAGGAGUGUUGUCCUGCUCUAUAUCCCCGGCUAAUUACAACCAGAUGAAAUUAUGCCCUCCACAUCCAAGCCAUUAAAUACAUUUUUAUAAAGAUUCAUCAUCCCAAUGUCCCUUAAAGAUCCUCUAAUGGCUCCGCGGGUUAUUUAAGUAAGUUAUUAAUGAGCUUCUAAUGCUCUGCUUGAAGGAAGUGUCCUUCCCUUGUCUCCUCUCCUUCGUUGAUCUGGGGGGGGUUCUAUGCCCUACAGAGUUUUUAAGGUUUGUUAGGAAGGACGAGGCACUAGACAAGGAGGUCGAAGGACAUGGCCAAAUCAGUUUUUUUUGUUUGGAUGAAAAUUAUUUACGUUUGUAUUAUAUUGGAGGAGUAACAUGAUACGAAUCAACAAUUGACCUGCGCCAGCUUUUCACGCGUCAACAGGUUUAAAAGGGAUUGUUGAAAGCAUUUGCGCUCUUUCAUUGGAGGAUUCUCUCCCUCUCUUCACCCCAUCCUCACCUCCAACCCGUGGCCUGCACCCAUGUCAUCUGUACAGGAUUUUAAAAUAAAGAUUUCAAUUUCGGAAGUGUGACAAAUGCAAUCGUUUACAUAGUUCAUGGUUGGAAGGCCUGUCAUUUGAAUGUGGUCAAGGCUGCAGACCACAUUUGGGAGGUUGUAAUUACCACUUUACUCCAGCAUCUGGACGUCUUGAAUUUAACACACACCCUGUUUAUACUAAUUCAGCUGAACCAAAAGCCUGAAACUGGGGUCAAACUGACAAUGGGGUCAAACUGACACGGUCAGUGCUAUCCGGGAUUCCUUUUGGACGUCCUUAACCCAUAACCAUUAUCCAACCCUUAACCAUUUUAAAUCUAUACUUAAAUGGGGUGGGAACGUCCCAGCGAUCCCGGAUAGCACGAACCAAACUGACACUGGGGUAAAACUGACACUUUAUCAAAGAAAACUAUGCAGGCCGAGGUUUUUUGUUAUUGAACGAUCAUCGUGGUCCCUCCCACGUGAUAGCUAAGCCCUCAUGCCUCAAGACCAGGAAUUUGACCUUGUAGCAAAAUGGCUAUUUCUAUUGAAUCUAGUGUAUAAUAAAAAUGUAUUGGAACUUGAGGUUAAUUAGCAAUAAGGCAACAGACCCAGUGGCCUCGACGGAACCUUCUGACAGAGGGUUUUAGGUAUUUUAUAAUACAUCAUUUAGCGGGUGCUUAUAGUUGUCGUUCUUGCGUAUCCCAACUUCCCCCCCUGGUACACCCGCAGGGAGUGAGGUCACAGCCAGGGUCACCAUUAUACAGCGCCGCCUUGUCGGCUCCGGGAUUCAAACCAGAAACCUUUCGGUUACUGGCCCAACGCGCUAACCUCGAGGCCAGCCAUUUGGUAUCUGUGGUGUAAUGAGUCUUCUGUGUCUCUUUCAGCAAUGGAUGGAGUGCCUUUCAUGAUCUCUGAGAAGUUUGCCUGCGCUUCCGAUGAUGUGAGUCCGUCUUUCGGUUGGUUCACUCACAAAAUGAAAUCUUUGACUGUUGAGCACCAUUUGUUUUUAAUAAAAUGCAACGGGCAAUAUUCACGUCCUGUCGGCCAUCUGUAUUUUCAGCUGCAGCAGGUGGAUCUGAUGGGCAUCACAAUCAAGUCCCUGACAGAGAUUGAGAAAGAGGUGAGUGCACAGUCUCGCCCAAGGCUAACGCAUACUAGCCUGGUUCCAGAUCUGUUUGUGCCGUCUUGGUGCUGUGGUCGUUGUCAUGCAAGACUCCACAAACCGAGCCCGGGACCAGGCUAAACCCAUACCACCAUGUCCAAGACAUACGACAUCAUCGACUGCCUUCAAAACGGGUUCCAGCAUUUAAUUUUUUAAUUUUUUAUUUUUUUUAUUUAACCUUUAUUUAACCAGGUAAACCAGUUGAGAACAAGUUCUCAUUUACAACUGCGACCUGGCCAAGAUAAAGCAAAGCAGUGCGAUAAAAACAACAACACAGAGUUACAUAUGGGGUAAAACAAAACAAAGUCAAAAAUACAACAGAAAUACAUAUAUAUACAGUGUGUGCAAAUGUAGCAAGUUAUGGAGGUAAGGCAAUAAUAAUAGAGCCCGUGUGUGUUCACACUUCUGGACUUGUGUUGAUUAUGUAAAGGGUCUUUUACACACAGAGUUAGAGGGGCCUUUCCAGCAGAGAUGAGCCCUCUCUGAAUUAAACCACACCCAAGCCCCUCUCUCCCAGAGCACUGAGCAUUGCCAUGGGGGUGUCUAUGUCCCUCUUAAAAGAGUUGAACCCUACCUAGUGUGCGAGGGCUCAGGGUAAGUCGUACUGGCUAAUCCAUAGCAUCAGCGGAAUGGAGGGAACCCAGAGAAAAUGAGUUAAAUAAGUGUGGAGAGGAGGUACAUAGCCUAUUUUGUUAGUGCUUUGUGAAGGCAGCAUUUUCAGUUACAGUUGCAAUGUUGUGUGAAGAAGUGACUACUGUAUUUCUCCAUCUGUCCACUAGAGGCCUGUAUUGGCCCUUUUUCGCCCUCUACUCUGAGAAGUUUGUCUGUUGAAGGGUGGUAUAUUAAUGGACUGAUGCUGAUGCUAUUCGAUAUGCAGUAAUUAAGGGGAGACAUUUUGAGGGAAUUAAAAUGCAUGUUCCAGUGAUGAGAAUGGAUCCUGUAAUCAUAUACAGUAGCCAAUAAUAUUUUUGGGACGGGUGCUACAUGGUUUUCUCCCCUCAUCGCUUCAGAUGGUGUCGGUUCCAGCCAUUAAGCAAGGCUCCCAUUUCCCCAAUGACUAGAGGAACUUGCGAACAUAGUAAUUGGUUCUAGCCACGCAUAUCUAAUUUGUGUCUCUUUUAAGUGUUGAUUAGCCUGCAAUUUGCGCUGACGUCUUCAUCCUGUGGUGGAGUGGCAACAGGAGAGAUGAGGGAGAUGAUGGAUGAGGGUGGAGAUGAUGAAGAUGGGAGGAUGAGGAGUGAUGGAAAGAGAUGGGUGAAGGGGAGUUAAGAGGUAAGAGGGAUGGUGAUGGGAGAAUGAGAGGAUGAGAGAGGAUUGAGGGAAUCGAAUGGAUUGGAAGAGGAGGAUGGGAGGUGGAAAGAGGAUGAGGGAGAUGAUGGAAAGAGGAUGAGGGAGAGAGGAAGAGGAUGGGAUGUGAAAGAGGAUGAGGGAGAUUUAUGGAAAGAGGAUGAGGGAGAUGAUGAGAGGAUGGUGGAUGGAAAGGGAUGGAUGAGGGAGAUGAUGGAUAAGAGGAUGAGGGAGUGAUGGAAGAGGGUUGGCAGAGGAGGGAUGAUGGAAAGAGGAUGAGGGAGAGAUGGAAAGAGGAUGAGGGAGAUGAUGGAAAGAGGAUGAGGGAGAUGUGGAAAGAGGAUGAGGGAGAUGAUGGAAAGAGGAUGAGGGAGAUGAUGAGGACGAGGGUAGGAGCGGGAGGUGAUGGACGAGUGGCAAAGAGGAUGGAGGGGUGUGAAGAGGAUGAGGGCUGGAGAGGGUGGAAAGAGGGAUUUAGGGAGGGUUGCAGGGAUGCAAGAGGUGAGGGUCAUGGGUGGACGAUGGUGGGGAUGAGGCUGAGGAGGAGGAUUGGCCCGGAGCGGGCGAUGUGGAACAGGCUGGGGAGCGUGGACGAGGAUGAGGAAGAUGCGAAAUAGGAUGGGCGAAUGAGAGGAUGCGGGAUGGCAAUCAGAUCGAGGGAAGAUGGCCAAGAGGACUGAGGGACUCCAUGGUGAACGGAUGCGCGAUGAUGAAGAGGAUGGGGAGGUGUGGAAAGAGAUGACGGAAUGAUGGAAAGAGGAUGAGGGAGGCAUGGGAUAGGAAGACCUGACCGUGAGAGCUGGAAGACGACGUUGAGGGAUAGGGAGAUGGAAAAAGGACUGAGGGAGAUGAUGGAAAGAGGAUGAGGAUGAUGGAACAGAGGUGGUUUAGGGGGAUGAGGACGUGGACUAGGGAGAUUGAGAGGAUGGGGGAUGAUGGCCCGGUUGAAGGAGAUGAGCGGAGAGAUGGGUUUAGGGAUGGGAGCGAUGGAGAUGCGCGAGAGGAUGGGGAAGUAUGGGAAUGAUGGGAGUGAGGGAGAUGAUGGAAAGAGGAUGAGGAGGAUGAUGGAAAGAGGGAGAUGAUGGAGAGGAUGGAAAAGUGCAGGGAUGAGGGAGAUGAUGGAAAGAGGAUGAGGGAGAGAUGGAAAGAGGAUGAGGGAGAGAAUGAUGGAAAGAGGAUGAGGGAGAUGAUGGAAAGAGGAUGAGGGAGAGUGGAAGAGGUAGGAAGGAUGAGGGAGAUGAGGAGGACAGAUAUGAGGAGAAUGUGAAAGAGGGAGGAGAGAGAGGGAGAAAGAGAGGGAGAGAUGGAAAGAGGAUGAGGGAGGAUGGAAAAGGAGGGGGUGAGGGAGGAUGGAAAAGGGUAGAGAGGAAAAGGAGAGGGAGAGAGAGGAGGAAGGGAGGAGGGGAGAAUGAUGGAAAGAGGAUGAGGGAGAGGAGGGAAAGAGGAAGGGGGGAGGGGAGGAAAAAGAGGGUAGGAAAGGAUGAGGGGGGGAUGAAAGGUGAGGGAGAGAUGGAAAGAGGAGGGGGGGAGAUGGAGAUGAGGAAAAGGAAGAGGAUGAGGGAGGGGAUGGAAAGAGGAGGGGGAAAAGGGUGAGGGAGAGAGGAAAAGAGGAUGAGGGAGAGAUGGAAAAGGAAAGAGGGUGGGGGAGGGAGAGAUGGAAAGAGGAUAGGGAGAAGAAAGGAAAGGGGGAGGGGAUGGAAGAGGGUGGGGAGAGGGAAGGAAAGAGGAUGAGGGAGGAUGGAUGGAAGAGGAGAAGAGAUGGAAGAGGAUGAGGGAGAUGAUGGAAAGAGGAUGAGGAGUGUGGAAAGAGGAUGGGUGUGGAGAGGAGUGGAGAGAGAUGGCGUGAGGGAGGAUGGAAGAGGAGAGGGGAGAGAUGGCGAAGGGGGAUUGAGGAGGAUGGAAAGAGGAUGAGGGAGAUGAUGGAAAGAGGAUGAGGGAGAGAUGGAAAGAGGAUGGAGGGAGCAGAGGGAACGAGGAGAGGGGCUGAUGGCAAGAGGAUGAGGGAGAGAGGAAGAGGAGCUGAGGGAGAGAUGGAAAUAGGGAGGGCGGUCCGGCUGAGGGAUGGAAAGCGGUGAGGCGCAGACUGCCCGAGAGCAUGAGGGGAGUGGAAACGAGGAUGAGGGAUGAGGAACGGAUGAGGGAGGAGUGCCCGGGGCUGGACGGGCUGACGGAGGGUGGGAGGAUGGACAGAAAACGGAUGGGAGAGGGAAAGAGGAUGAGGCGAAGGGACUGAGGAGAGAUGGGAGGGAGUGAGGGAGAGAUGGAAGAGGAUGAGGGAGAGAUGGAAAGAGGAUGAGGGAGAGAUGGAAAGAGAAACAGACAUACAAAAAACUAAUGUCUUAAAACCUGGAAUGUCGACGACGCUGAAUGUCGUAGUACACAGUGACAACAGCAGGGGUCUAGGCUGGUGGUUUUAGCCAGUUGUCAUGACAACAAAUGAACAUGGCAGAGAAAUAAUAUUUGCUAAACCACGUACCGAUCGGGCCAGGUUAGCCUCAUUUGUGACAAUAGAUCGGAAUAGGUUAACCUUAGUUGAGACAAUAAUCCUUGUUUAAGUAAGGUAAAAAAAUUAAAUAAAAAGCCCAAAAAGCGCCAAAAUACAAGAUGCUUCAUUGAAUCUUGCUCAUCUGGCAGGUCUGCUAUUGUACCAUACAAUGUGUUGUAUGUGUGUCGGUUCUCUGCAAUCGCUUUUCAAGCCAUGAAUGGGUGCGGUGGGAAUACUGUAACGUCUGCUUGUUUUACGGUAAUCCUGUGGUAUGGAGGAGAUCCCUCAACUAGCAGUCACACAGAAUCACCUAGUGCCCUGGUUUCUUACCACACAACAAAUCAACUGAAAUCAUUUCAUUGAAAACUUUGAUUGUAAUCUCUUUGUUGACUUUUUUUGUUCCGUUUGUUGUAAUAGAUUAUCAGGUAUUACAACAAACUGUUGGCAGUCCUCUGAACCCAACACACUAUUGUUCUCUCUUGAUUCAGCAUUUUAAUAAGCGGUUGUUUUGGAUUUAAAUGAGUUUGAUUUGAUUCCAGACCUCAAACCUAUAUCAGAGCCAGUGGGGAAACUACAUUUUACUUUUGUGGUGGAUAUAAUUUGUUUUGGCUUGUGCUGGGUUUAGCCACAAGGGGGAAUACUUUGACCAGAAAUCAUGUCAGAGACUGGUAACUGGGUAAGAGACAGAUGGGUGGCCCUAACUCUUUUCAAAGGUGUGUUAAACAAAUGCACUAAAGAUGCCUUAUUAUUUAUGUAUUUAAUGUAGGCCUAAUAAUAGUUAAUGGGGCCCCGUGUAGCUCAGUUGGUAGAGCAUGGCGCUUGCAAUGCCAGGGUUGUGGGUUCGAUUCCCACGGGGGGCCAGAAUGGGGGGGGAAAAUGUAUGCACUCACUUAACUGUAAGUCGCUCUGGAUAAGAGCGUCUGCUAAAUGACUAAAAAUGUUUUUUAAAAUGUUAUCUUUCUUCCCCUCUCCCACAUUUCCAUCUCUCUCCAUCUACCUCUCUUCUCUCAGUACGAGUAUAGUUUCCGCACGGAGCACAGCGCAGCAGCGAGGCUGCCCCCCAGUCCCACACGGACCUCCAUGGGCUCUGAGGCCUGAGCCUCCCCCCAGCCCCACACAGAUCUGA
This is a messenger RNA of Coregonus sp. 'balchen', 18405 nucleotides long. The record is from the annotation of a GenBank genome assembly. NCBI's taxonomy places the organism in Eukaryota, Metazoa, Chordata, Actinopteri, Salmoniformes, Salmonidae.